GAGUGAGUGAGGGAGGGGGGACGCCAGCGUAACAUCCCCACGCAAUCUCUCCUUCUCUCUCCUCCACAGACGAGAAAACAAGGGCAACGCUCCCUUCGUCAUUUGCCAGCCUUCUCUUUUGUGUGCGUGUGUGAGUGUGUCUUUUCUUCCCACCUCCAUCUUCUGUCACCGGGAGGUUGAGGUCCUGUUUAGCCGAGGCUGGGGCGUGAGAGGCGGAUGCUGUGCGAGGAAGGCUGUAGGUAUACCACGACAGGAACAACUCUUCAGCCUUCACCACGAUGGACAGAAUGAAAUUUCUCUCCUUCCUCUUCCUUUGCUUGACUUCGGUUGCCAGUGGCAACAAAGCUAAUAAGCACAAGCCAUGGAUCGAGACCGAGUACCAGGGCAUCGUCAUGGAGAACGACAACACCGUGCUCCUCAACCCACCACUCUUCGCCCUGGAUAAAGAUGCCCCACUGCACUACGCCGGUGAAAUUUGUGGCUUCCGGGUACAUAACGGGCCCUCGGGCUCAGGUUCGGUCCAAUUCGAGGCUGUGGUCCUGGACCGCUCCACAGGCGAAGGUCUGGUUCGUUCCAAGGAGCCGCUGGACUGCGAGAGCCAGCGGGAGCACAGCUUCACCAUCCAGGCCUACGACUGUGGCGAGGGGCCCGAUGGAGUCAACAGCAAGAAAUCCCACAAGGCCACUGUGCACGUACGUGUCAAUGACGUCAAUGAGUUCUCUCCCGUGUUUGUGGAGCGUCGCUAUGAGGCAUCGGUCCCGGAGGGGCGUCUCUUCGACCGUAUCGUACGAGUGGAGGCUCUGGAUGCUGACUGCUCUCCACAGUACAGCCAGAUUUGCUUCUAUGACAUCAUCACGCCCAAUGUGCCCUUUGCUAUUGACAACGACGGUAACAUUAAGAACACUGAGCCGCUGGACUCCAGGCGUCAGCGUGUACACACUUUCUGGGUGACCGCCUUUGACUGCGGCAAGAACCGUGCUCAGGCCGACGCUCAGGUUGCCAUCACGGUCAAGCCGUCUUGCAAGCCCGGAUGGAUGGGUUGGACCAAGCGAGUGGAGUACACACCUGGAUCAGGCAGCAUCCCGCUCUUCCCCAGCUUGCAUUUGGAGACGUGUGAGGAGACCGUGUGGAACAUCCAGGCCACCGUAGAGCUUCAGACCGGCCACAUCGGCAAAGGCUGUGACCGAGACAGCUACUCUGACAGAUCCGUGCGACGACUCUGUGGUGCUGUUCGGGGCGAGGUGGACCUUCUCCCUCCUCCGUCACCUGCAGCCAACUGGACGUCUGCCCUUCCCACACUGCCCUCCUCGGAUUCCUCCUUGGUCUUUUCCUUUAACGGGUCAAAUCACGUGGCUGUGGUGCCCGACUCGGUCGUCUCGGGGCUGUCUGGUGACCAUUUUACCUUGCAGCUGUGGAUGCGAAGGUGGGGAACCAAUGUCCAGCCUGUGGUCGCUCAGCCUAAGGGGACUCGCAAAGAGGAGGAGACCAUCGUGUGUGGCACUGUCAAGAAUGACGACUCGUUCUCCCACUACUCCCUGUCGGUGCAUGGCUGCCGCCUCUCUCUCUUCUACUGGCCCGACGUCUCCGCUGCACGGCCCGUCAAGUUCUUGUGGAAACUGGAGCAGGUAUGCGACAGCGAGUGGCACCACCUGUCUCUCAGCGUCCAAUUCCCCUCGGUAACCCUGUACGUGGACGGUGUGACCUUUGACCCCGCCCUCAUCCAUGACAACGGCGCCCUGCCAAACCCGGUCCCACGUCAGCGGAUGCUUGUCGGCGCCUGCUGGGAGCCAGAGGAGAAGCAGAAGGAGAUAGUGAACAACAGCAUCCCGGAAGUGAAGUACGUGGGAGGUUAUCACGGCCUCUUGUCAGGGGUGACUGUGCGUCCGGGCAGUGUGGAGCCUCACAGCGUGGUGGAGUGUCUGUACGCCUGCAGGGAGGGGUUGGACUUUGGAGACCUGGAGACUUUGGGCUCCGGUAUGAAGGUGCACGUGAACCCGAGUCAGUCGGUGUUGGUGCUGGAGGGAGAUGACAUCGAGAGUUUUAACCGUGCCGUGCAGCAGGUGACCUACAGAAACUCCCUACGCUUCGCCACGCCGGGAGUGCGACCCCUCAAACUCACCACCUCGCUCAGAUGUUUCAACGAGGAGAGCUGUCUGUCCCUCAAGCCCCUGGAAGGGUACUUGGUGGUCCUUCAGCCGGAUGCUCCACAGAUCUCGCUGUCUGGGGUCGGUCCGCAUCUGGCUCGCCCUGCUCCCGAGUUCGAAGGCCCCCGGGGCGUCCCCCUUUUUCCUGAGCUGCGUAUCGUCUGCUCGCUGACUCACGCUGUCAAUACGGCUGCGCAGGGGAUGGAAGGUGGAGCGCUGAUGUCCGACGCCGUAGCCCACACUUUGGAUGGCUGUGAGGUCCAACCUUUGGGGGAGGAACUUGACCCAGAGAGGGAGGAGCUUCUAGUGGAUAUGGAUGUCGUCCGGGAGCGGGGCUUGGAAAUCAUCAAUACUACAGCCUACAUUGCCAUCACAGGUGCUGAAUCCAUCUCUGUGUACGAGGACGUCCUUCGCUCGGUCCGCUACCGACUGUCAAGAAGCUCGUCUCGCUUUGAAAGACGGUUCCGUCUGUCCUGCUCUGAGAUGAAUGGCAGAUACACCAGCAACGAGUUGACUCUUGAGGUGAACUUCCUCCACUCCUUGGACAGUAUGUACCAUCCGUCCCACUUGAUGGCCUCCCAGCAACAGUUUCUCCAUCAACAUGCAGGCGAGCUCAGUGGGCACGCUCUGCCCAGCCAGCAUCGCAACACAGUGGUGCCUGGGGCCGCCACCAUCAUCAUCAUGGUGUGUGUGGGCUUCUUAGUCAUCAUGGUGAUCCUCGGCGUUUUCCGAAUCCGCUCCAUCCAUCGCCGCAGCGAGGAGGCUCGGGAAGCAGCGAAGGAGGGCGGUGGCCAGUGGGACGACUCUGCGCUCACCAUCAUCGUUAACCCCAUGGAGUCGUAUGAGUCUCGCCUGGGCAUCUCUGCUGACACGGAGGGAGAAGGCGAGGAGGAAGAGGAAGAGGAGGUGGCCGAGUCGCCCGACAACACCGGCGACGACCAGCGUAUCAUCUUCAAGAAGGAGGGGAGAGAGGGCAACGCCCGCCGCUACUGAGCGCAUGUAAACCUUGCACCUGUUCUCAUGGAAACCACCGGUCACAACACUUUUAUGAUCAUGUAUGGAAUGUAUACCUGCGAACACCACGCACAACACCUUCAAUGUAAUAUACUCAGCCACACACGCCACACCAUACGUAACCUAUAGCCAACAACGGGGCGCUUGUUCUCCACUUAAAUGUUCAGUGGCACAAUGUAUACAAUGUCAUUUAACAGCCUGAGCCACCUAAAUGAAUUGUGGUGCAUCACAAUGAUAAUGUGUCUGUAUAGAGUGAGCCUGGAUGAAUGAAGCUGCUUUCUUUAAAAAAAAAAAAAAGAUUGUAUUGUACUUGGUUAUUGAACACAAUUGAAAUACUUGCUCUCCACACGCCAACACCUGACUCACAAAGUCAGCGCACAAGCUGUUUCCUCCCCCUUUGCGACCUCUCUCAACACAUUCCGUAGAAAACGUACGUUUUGUAAAGCUUACAUCUAUGAAGGAAUAGUAGCGCCACACUGAAAAACAUAAAAAAUACCAGGAGGAUAAAUGUAUAGAAUUACAAGGAUGAGGUAUUAUAAAAUAUUACUCAAAUAAACUUUAUGGGGAAAAAAGUCGUAAUUUUUAAGAAUUAAUCUUACAUUCUUACGAUUUACUUUUUAUUCUCAAAAACUCAAAACUUUUUUCGUAAUGUUACAAUUUAAUUCAGGGAAUAUAAUUCUGUUAUUCACGUCAUUGUAUUAAAAAAGAUGAUGAUUCUCAUUUUGAUGCAACUUUUUUCAUAAUAUUAUGACUUAUCUCGUAAAUUUUAUUCUUUUAAUGUUGCCUUUUUUUCCCUCGUAACUUUACAACUUUAUUCUCUCAACGUAUUUACUCUCGCAAUAUUACAACUUUAUUCGAGUAACAUGACAACGUUAUUCUUGUAAUGUUGUCGCUUUAGUCUCAUAACCUUACAGCUUCAUUCACUUAACAUUCCGACUUUAUUCUUGCAAUAUUCCUUUUUUUUUCUUGGCCAUCCAGCUUUAUUCAUGUAACAUUAUGACUUUAUCCUCCUAACAUUCUGAUGUGUUACUUUCUUAACUUUAUUUGUGCGUCAUUCCGACUUUGUUUUCGCAAAAAAAUGUCUCGCAAUAUCAUGUAUUAUUGUUGUAACAUGGCGACUUUAUUCAGAUAAAAUGACAACUUGAUUCUCAUAAUGUUACGAUUUUUUUACGAAAUGUUACGAUUUUUUUACGAAAUAUGGCUAUUCUCGCAACAUUUUAUGACUGAAGUCUGAUAACACGGCAACUUUGUUCUUUAGAAACAAUUUCUUCGUAAUAUUACAACUUAAUUGUCGUAACAUUACGACUCAAUCUCAUAACGUGACAACUUCAUUUCCAUAACGUUAUGACUUUUUUUCUCUGGAAAAAUAGGCCUUUUCUGGUAAAAUUGCAUAACACAACUUCUUUCUCAUAUUACGCUUUAAUUUGUGCAACGUGGCAACUUUUUAUUUGAUAAACAAUUUCUUGUAACAUCACAUCUUCAUUCUCGUACCAUUACGACUUUCUUCUUGUGACACGACAACAUUUUGAUAAGGUGCAGACUUUUUCCUCUGGAAAAUAUGACUAUCCUUGAAAACAUUACGACCUCUUUCUCGCAAUGUUACGACUCAAUUCUGGUCACACGACAACAUUUCAUUCUUUAUUAACAAUUUCUCUUACCAUUACGACUUCAUUCUCGUAACAUCACAACUUUAUUCUCGCGACUUGGCAACCUCACUUUAUGCAACCUUACGACUUUUUGCUCAGAAAAAUAUGACAUUACAAACACUUCUUGUAACACUAUGACUUUAUUCCAACGUGGCAACUUCAUUUCUGUAAUGAUAUGACUUUUUUUCUCAGAAAAAUAGGACUAAUGUCGUAACAUUACAACUUCUAUCUCAUAUUACGAGUUAAUUCUCACGGCUUAUUAUGAAGAUUAUUCUAAACACAAACUGGUACUUGGCGCAUUUGGCACUUGGUAACAUCACUUCCUACAAUAAAACUGAUAAAACUGCUGGACUUGACCUCUAAUGCAUCACACAUUGACCUCUGGAAUGUCUCCAAAAACCACACACACACACACACACACACAUGCACACACACCACAACACAACACGACCCCCGCUGUCCCCGGAAUGUCCGCUCAGCUUGGGCAGUUUUGAUUGUAUUGAUUGUAAUGAGUUUUAUGUACAUACAACAAUAAAUACUAUGAUCAUAUUAUUACCAUUAUGAAUUGUUAUUAUUGCAGCAGCCACUUUUUCAGCACAUUUUGAGAUAUGGAAGAUGAAGUCAUUUCCUGUUUUGUUAAUUCCAGCAUCAAAGAAAUAAGUAGGAAUAUAUAAUACUAUAGUAGUAGUGGUAAGGAUGAUAACUCCUGGCUUGAUGAGUGUCUCUUACUUUUGUGUGUGAUAAUGUUGUAAUUUAAGAACUUGUCCAUAUCUGACUCACAGAAAAGUAAAGGAAAAAAAAACACUGGGAGUCACAUUUGUUGUGAUACCUGCAACUGUAGAUAAAUGUCUCAUCUUUGGCACUCUUUUCACCAACUUUCUACGUUCUUUUGUCCACCGAUAUUUGGGUUCAGUGAAUGUGACUCCCCCACCGUCUCCCCUUCCGUGUCUCUUGCUGUCCGUAUGUGUAUGUGCAGUGCUGAAAACCUGUCAGUAAAUCAAUUUAAAUGCCUGUUUAUUUUGUUUUGUUUUGAGUGUGAUGUUAUGAAGGAGUAAACAUUGCAUUGCAUAACUUAUAUUAUUAUAUUAUACCCACUGGAACAUUAUGUAAUUACCGGUGCGGUGUGAGGACAUGGAUUGUUACAGAGAGAGACCACUGUCAACAAAAUUCAUAAUAAAAUCAAUAUAUGACGUC
Messenger RNA from Dunckerocampus dactyliophorus (ringed pipefish), 5998 nucleotides. RefSeq names its product calsyntenin 3 (gene clstn3). Gene Ontology annotation, biological process: positive regulation of synaptic transmission; positive regulation of synapse assembly; homophilic cell-cell adhesion. Gene Ontology annotation, molecular function: amyloid-beta binding; X11-like protein binding; kinesin binding. The transcript has 19 exons. Gene Ontology annotation, cellular component: postsynaptic membrane; cell surface. Lineage: Eukaryota; Metazoa; Chordata; Actinopteri; Syngnathiformes; Syngnathidae. Bases 279 to 3137 code for a protein of 952 amino acids. The record is from RefSeq and is a predicted model, not a curated record.